AUAAUAAUGUCGUCAAAUAAAUCAUCAGUUGGAGUUAUUGUUGGAAGUUCUCGUACUCAAAGAGUUGGAAUGGCCAUUGCCAAAUGGUUCGUCGAAACUUCCAAACUUACUGAUCAACAUACAGUUGAGAUUAUUGAUCUUGCCGAGUGGAACCUUCCACUUUAUGACGAAGCCAUGCCACCAAUGAUGUUAAAGGGAGAAUAUACUACUGAGGCCGGAAAGAAGUGGGCAGCAAAGAUUGGAUCUUUGGACUCGUUCAUCAUUUUGUCACCAGAGUAUAAUUUGGGAUAUCCAGCAGCUUUGAAGAAUGCUAUCGAUUAUCUUUAUGGAGAGUGGCAGAAGAAACCAGUAAUGGUAGUAACAUAUGGUUAUAGUACUGGUGGUAGUUCAUCAAAUGAUCAACUUGUACAUAUCCUAUCUGGAAACAGUCCAAUCCAGACCAGACUAACAACUACACGACCAAAGCUAUUCCUAUCUCGUGGAAUGUAUGAUGAGAAGGGACAAGUCGCCAACUUUUCUAUCUUUGACAAGCAUCUAGAAGAGAUCAAGCAAGCUGUCAACGAGUUCACAGAGUUGAACAAGACUCCUGUUAUCUCU
This is a messenger RNA of Acytostelium subglobosum LB1, 597 nucleotides long. RefSeq lists its product as hypothetical. Lineage: Eukaryota; Evosea; Eumycetozoa; Acytosteliales; Acytosteliaceae. The record is from RefSeq and is a predicted model, not a curated record. Gene Ontology annotation, molecular function: oxidoreductase activity; FMN binding. Gene Ontology annotation, cellular component: cytosol. The transcript has 2 exons. The annotation marks the transcript as partial.